Molecule: messenger RNA, 3256 nt
Organism: Melanotaenia boesemani (Boeseman's rainbowfish)
Lineage: Eukaryota; Metazoa; Chordata; Actinopteri; Atheriniformes; Melanotaeniidae
Gene: atad5b
Product: ATPase family AAA domain containing 5b
Exons: 14
Coding region: 116-3211 (1031 amino acids)
Cellular component (GO): nucleus
Molecular function (GO): ATP hydrolysis activity; DNA binding; ATP binding
Source: RefSeq, a predicted model, not a curated record
CACAAUUUGACGUCAGCGCUGCGUACGUUGAGCAUUAGCUUGGCGCUAAGUACAAAAUGCCACCAGAUCAGAUGAGUGAAAGUGUUGCUGUCUGGUGAGUUUAGAGCCUUUUACAAUGCGAAACAAACUCAAGCGGAGAACAACCCUAAAGCCUACACAAUUCAAAUGCAAAGACCAAGCGCAAACCACUGGAGUAAUAGUGUUAUCAGAGUCGAGUUGCACUGACGAUGAAACAUCGCAGGAAAGCCGUUCAAGGGCUAUCAGAGAAAAGAGGACGAUCUUGUGCAAAAAAGGAGUUCAAAUUGCACCAAUUUUCAUAUCUGCGAUACAGCACAGGAAGAGUAAAGGAAGCUCCGAUGGGAGUUUAGGUCAGCGAGCAGGGGACAAGCAGAAAUCCGCGUUCAUUCCUCAGAAUGAUGAUGUGAAAAGUUCACCAACCUCAUCCCACCUGACUUUGAGAGGCGGAUAUGCAGCGUCUGCUUGCAGAGGACAGCUGUCAGCCUCAGCUUUGCUCAACUGUCUGGCAGAAAUCCAAACAUUAAAUCCAGCAUUUUCAGUCCAAACGAUUUUCAGCACUUUGCAAGAGAAAGCAAGUGAGGAGAGUGGGUCCACAGAGUGCUCCUUGCAUCCAGAUUCCUUACAAAACUACUUAAAAGAGAAGAGGAAACAAGGAAAUGAAAUCUCUGCAAAGUUACCAAACUGUCUGCAGACUGCGGAUGCCAGUAAGGUUUGCUGCCCCCUGAUAAUACAGGAUGUCCAGGAAAGUUCUGUCUUCACUUUACAGAAAGCAGCCAGAGGCAGCAAGCUGAGUUACACUCAUACACUGAGGCAGAAUAGUGGGAGGGUUGCAGGCCUGGAGGACAACUGUCCAGAAUCAGAUACUCAGUUACUGAAAGGCUCUGAUUCGCUCCUAAGAGAUUUCUGUUUCGAGGAAGUGCUUUGGACAGACAAGUACAGUCCUGAACGUUCAAGUGAAGUGAUUGGGAAUGCUGCCUCAGUCAAUAAACUGCUCAGUUGGUUGAAGAAAUGGAAACUUAGAGCUGAUUGUGAGGAGAGGAGAGAAACGGAGGAAAGGAAACGAGAAGAAAAUGGUAAUGAUUCAUGGGACUGUGGAGACUUCCAGGGUGAGGCUGGAGCAGAGAACCAAGGUGAGGGGUCACUGAGUAACACCAUGCUGAUUACAGGACCUUCAGGUGUCGGCAAGACUGCGUCGGUGUACGCCUGUGCUCAGGAGCUUGGCUUCAAGGUGUUUGAGGUGAACAGCUCCUCACAGCGCAGCGGCCGCCAUGUUCUGUCCCAGCUGAAGGAGGCUACCCAGUCUCACCUGGUGGAGAUUUCUGGGAAAGACCCACUGAAACCUGCAUACUUCAGCAACUACAGCUGCACUCCAAAAUCUGAGGCUUUGCCUGGAAAAGUGGUGCGUCCUAAAAAUGUCACCUCUACCUUAAAAAAGAGGCCAAAACGCAGCUUGAGUUGUAAAGGUAAAGCAAAACCAGACAUGCUAACUUUGGCGCACUACUUCAAGAUGAAGGACAAGGCAGAUCAGUUCCACUUUGGUGGCAUGUCACCAGCUGUAAAACCAGACGGCAAGGAGCUGAGCAGCCCGUCACUGGACGGUGAUCAAACAGUACAACAGAGCAAAAGGACGGCCACCUCGCUCAUUCUGUUUGAAGAAGUCGAUAUCAUAUUUGAGGAGGAUGUUGGUUUCCUUGCAGCUAUCAAGACUUUCAUGACAACCACGAGAAGGCCGGUCAUUCUGACCACCAGCGAUCCUUCUUUCAAAGAAAGAUUUGGCUGCAGCUUGGAGGAAAUCAUUUUCAAAACCCCAUCAGCAGUGAACGUAUGCAGCUACCUGCAGCUGGUGUGUCUGGCUGAGAAAGCUUGGUUGGAUUCUGAUGAUGUACGCAGCCUCUUUACUCUCACGUGUGGUGAUAUCAGACGAUGCCUGCUGCAGCUGCAGCUCUGGGUCCUCAGUGGUGAAGCAUUACCCAAAGAAACUGUGUGUCCACAGUACUCAGAAGCCCCUGAAGGAAACGGUUUAGACUCACAGCUUCCUGAAGGCCAAACGUGCUGCUCUGCUGACAUGUUGGGCCUCCACUCUGUAACCCCAAAUCAUCUUAUGAAGAUUUUAAAAUGUGAGUCCUGGUCUAAAAUAGACAUGGACAAGCUCCUGAAUAUCCUGUCUGAGAGCUGGAGAAGAGGCGUGUCCCUUCUCUAUUCCAACCUGGAGCUUCUCCUUUCCCUCAGAGCCGAGGGAAGUUCAGCACGUUACCUGGACAAAAAAGCUGAUCCUGAGCUGCAUUGUGAGCCUCGACGCCCCAACAGUGAACUUCACAUCCAGCCGAAGAACCAAACUAUCAGUCCAAAGGUUUCUGCUGCCUGCAGCAAAUCUGCCAGGAGUCGCUCUCGGCUUAGCCGAAAGAAAUUUAAAGCCAUGGUGCACGAUGCCCAGUCAGCUUCCAGUUUAAGCAAUAAAAUUCAAAGCACACUAUUAUCAUUAAACUGGACUCCACUGAGAGCUCAGAGUUCAAGUGACACAACUAAACAAAAGGCAGCCAGAGUGGGAAAAGACUGUAUAGAUGCCCUGACAGACCUCUUUGACCUCAUGUCGUAUCUUGAUGCCACGCUGCCUGGCACAGAGCCGCCUGUUUCGGGUUCAUGCACGCCUGAUUCAUUUGUCUGGACAGGAGCAGCUUUAAAGGAUGGUUUGUUGGAUGAGAUGAGUGAGGAUGAUGGCAGCAACAGCAGCAAUAGUCAGGAGGAGCUUAUGGAUAUCAAGGCUGCUGUUGAAGGUUUGGGGUGUCACAUUUGUUUUCAGAGAGUGUCUGAGGCAUGGACCCUUACCCAACCAUACACUAAAGAACUGGAGGAUAAACGACGACAGGGACUGAUGGAUAGAACGAUGAUGAAAGUUUCUCCUAAAAGACAGAGACUCAGCUUUACUUCUCCACCUCUGUGUGCAUCAAGGCCGUCCAAACUGAGCAGGACGGUUCUCAGCAGUAAAUACUUCAGCCUGCUGGGGAACAGACAGGCUGUCUGCGUCGACUUCAUGCCGGUGCUUCGCUUCAUCUGCUGCACUCUCCGUGCACAGCAACAAAAAGGAGAGCUUGUGAGGUGUGUGAACUUCCUGAGCAGCCUGGGCCUCUCAAACUCAGCCAUGAAACUUCUGACAGAAGAUUUUACUCAGAGAAAAGUUUGGAAAGACUCUUGAAUCUCACAUCGUCCAGUUCCACUCUUAUUUUUUUUAACCUGAAAA